UGUGCCUAAACCACCAGAACCCUCCAUUACAAAACCAAAAAAUUUUGAUCAAAUUUGUAGUCAUUUUUCAAACAUGUCAAAAUCAAGAACCUCUGUUUUCUUCUUUCUCUUUCUUUUUUCACUUUCAUCAGUUCAAUCAAUUCCUCCUUCUUCAGACAUAAUUGCCCUUCAAGCUUUUACAGCUGCCAUUAAACCUUCCUCUAUUCCUUCAUAUUCUUGUUUAGGUACUUGGAAUUUCACUACAGACCCUUGCUCUGUUCCUCGUGUCACCCAUUUCACCUGUGGCCUUUCUUGUAGCUCUGGAAACAGAGUAACUGAACUUACUCUUGAUCCUGCUGGUUAUACAGGGACUCUUUCUCCGUUAAUUUCUAAACUCACUCAACUUGUUACUCUUGAUCUUCAGAAUAACAAUUUUUAUGGCCCAAUUCCUUCUUCUCUGUCUUCUUUACCAAAUCUCAAGAACCUGGUUCUUCGACUCAAUUCAUUUUCUGGGUCAGUCCCACCUUCCCUCACUUCUUUAAAAUCUCUACUUUCUCUUGAUAUUUCUCAUAAUUUGAUUUCUGGGUUACCAAAUUCGAUGAAUGAGCUAACCAGCUUAAGAAGACUUGAUCUUAGUUACAAUAAGCUAACUGGGUCACUCCCAAAAUUACCCCCAAAUCUACUAGAACUUGCAGCGAAGGCUAAUUCGUUAUCUGGGUCUCUUUUAAAAUCGUCGUUUUAUGGGUUAAAUCAACUGGAAGUUGUGGAGCUUAGUGAAAAUUCGUUAUUUGGAACUAUUGAAACUUGGUUCUUUCAGUUACCUUCGUUACAACAAAUCGACAUGGCGAACAACAGCUUUACACUCGUCAAGAUUCCAAAGGUUGUUGAUUUGAACAGCGACCUUGUCGCCGUCGAUUUGGGUUUCAACAAAAUCGAAGGGUAUUUACCGGUAAAUUUCGCGAUUUUCCCUCGAUUGUCGUCGUUGUCAUUAAGGUAUAACAAGUUCCGGGGACCGAUUCCGUUGCAGUAUAGCAAAAAGGCGACGUUGAAAAGGCUGUAUCUUGACGGUAAUUUCUUGAAUGGGUCACCGCCGGCGGGAUUUUUCGGCCGGGAAACUUCAGUUACCGGCAGUUUAGGAGAUAAUUGUUUACAAAAAUGUCCGAUUUCUUCGCAACUUUGCUUGAAAUCACAGAAAUCUACGUCGAUUUGUCAGCAAGCUUAUGGUGGGAAACCAAAGUCUUAGGUGUCAGUCAAUGUUUCUGAGAUUUUUUUUCAUCUUGGUUUUCAUAUUGUAAUUGUAGGAGUAUUAUAUUAUAUUCUUUAGAUAAGAAAUAACCCAAUAUAAUA
Solanum verrucosum is the source of this 1326-nucleotide messenger RNA. Its product is annotated as LRR receptor-like serine/threonine-protein kinase GHR1. The record is from RefSeq and is a predicted model, not a curated record. Gene Ontology annotation, molecular function: protein binding. NCBI's taxonomy places the organism in Eukaryota, Viridiplantae, Streptophyta, Magnoliopsida, Solanales, Solanaceae. The coding region runs from base 74 to 1222 and encodes 382 amino acids. The transcript has a single exon.